UUGUCUUUACGUUUCAAAUGUAUGUCUUAGGGUGACUUGGGUCCCUUUAACCCUGGACUGCCUGUGCAAGUUCCUCUGUGGCUGGCUAUCAACCUGAGACAGAGACAGAAGUGUCGACUGAUAGCUCCAGAAUGGAUGGCUGUGGAAAAGUUGGAACAAAUCCGGGACCAGGAACGGAAAGAAGAUACUUUCACCCCGAUGCCAAGCCCUUACUAUAUGGAAUUAACCAAGCUAUUGCUAAACUAUGCUGUAGAUAAUAUUCCAAAGGCUGAUGAAAUCCGAACAUUGGUUAAGGAUACAUGGGAUUCUCGAAUAGCAAAACUCCGGUUGUCUGCGGAUAGCUUUGUCAGACAGCAGGAAGCCCACGCCAGGCUGGAUAAUCUGACUCUGAUGGAGAUCAACACCACUGGGGCUUUCCUUACUCAAGCUUUAGAUCACAUGUACAAGCUGCGUACAAAUCUCCAGCCCGGAGAGAAUACCCAGUCCCAGGACUUUUGACAGCUGAAAUUCUCUGUGAAAUGGAGGCCAGGCAUUUGGGCAUGUUUCUGAAUCUUACAGAAGCCACCUCUUUUAAUGCUAGAAGGGUAUUUUGAAACCAAGAAUGUUAGAGAAGAUUUCCACGUUAUUCCAUCCUUAAUGGUGUCAGCUUGUGGGGAUGUGUAAGGCUGUAAUGGUAUAGCUAGAUCCAGCCUGUCAGUGGUUUAGAGGAUGUGCUUCCUCAGCAUUUGUGGUGCUGCAUUAAAAUCUUUUACAAACAGCUGGUCUCACCCAAAGGCAUGCUAGGCUCCCAUUUGGCUGUCAUUCCAAGAUGAAUUGGCUGCAGCUUUUUGCUGCAGUCUUGCUUCCUCGCUGGGUUAUUUUACUAUCAGUCCAAAACAAGAUGAAGAAAACAAAUCAGUCCCUUAUUCCAAGGAUCCAGUACCUCAGUGGGACCUUUAUAUUCUGAUGCAUCUGGGAGAGAUGGCAGAAUGAGACUAUUUUAAACACCUGGCUGCACAGCACCCGUGAAGGCCUGCCUGAAGAAUGACAUGUAACUGCUAACCCAUCACUCCAGCGGGGCAUGGUGCUUCCACUGUGAUAGCGCUUGCUGGAGUCUAUUUGUCAACUGUCCUUAGAGAUAAAGGACUGUCUGUGGUUUCCUUGACAGUAGCUGGUGAAGUGCACAACUGUAUGGGGGAUGAGUGAAAAUAAGCAUGUAUUCUGUAGGAAGUGGAGCCACAAAGGCAAGGCACAUCACUUUGGCUCGCAGUCUGCUUUCAGCUCUGAUAUGGAAACCAUAUUGCAGAUGUACCAAAACCACAGUCAGGAUCUAUUCAUUAUUAAUCACAUAGAUAUACACUUGCUGAUGAUGCUCAGGCUAUUAAUCAUAUAGUAAAUGCUGCUACCUGUGUGGUGUACACAUUCCAUAAAAGGUAAUUAGAUUGAAAGAGGAAAUGAAAAAGGAAGUGGGGGCUUCUUUUAUAUGCCACUAGAGAGCGAGACAUUUAGGUUAUGACAUCCUGACCUCUACUGGCUAUCUAGGGAACAUUUCAGAUUAAAAACAUUUCAAAACAAAAUUAAGUUCAAGGUACUGUCGGCUCUGGCUCAUAAAAGCAUAUUUUAAUAAAUGUUGUUAUUUGCUGAGGUGCCACUGAAUUCCUCUUUAAUGAUCUUUGUUUAUCAAGAGUUGAUUGUUUGCAGAGUAAUUUCAGCUCAUUACAUUUUUAACCUUUUAAAAGUUUUUUUCUUAGUUGCUGUGCAUUAUGUAUGUGUUUGUUAUUGGUCUGCCAUUACAAGAUGAACUUGUAUUUUGUAUGUUGCGUUGUGAAUUGACUGAAAGGAAGAGGUUUAGGAUGAAAACAAUACACCUAAGGUGCCAUAGCCGUAUAUGAGGACUCAGGGUCUCUAUAAUUUGUAGGUCACUGUUGCAGUCAAUUUUAUAUAAACAUUUUAAUACAUUGUC
Messenger RNA from Sphaerodactylus townsendi, 1942 nucleotides. It is a transcript of the gene GINS2, whose product is annotated as GINS complex subunit 2. NCBI's taxonomy places the organism in Eukaryota, Metazoa, Chordata, Lepidosauria, Squamata, Sphaerodactylidae. Gene Ontology annotation, biological process: DNA replication; double-strand break repair via break-induced replication. The record is from RefSeq and is a predicted model, not a curated record. Gene Ontology annotation, cellular component: GINS complex; nucleus. The transcript has 4 exons. The coding region runs from base 136 to 498 and encodes 120 amino acids.